Messenger RNA from Symsagittifera roscoffensis, 798 nucleotides. Its product is annotated as 3-oxoacyl-[acyl-carrier-protein] reductase FabG-like. Bases 1 to 798 code for a protein of 265 amino acids. The record is from RefSeq and is a predicted model, not a curated record. Lineage: Eukaryota; Metazoa; Xenacoelomorpha; Acoela; Convolutidae. Gene Ontology annotation, molecular function: oxidoreductase activity. The transcript has 2 exons.
AUGGAACUUUAUUUUACGAAUGGCGAAGUCGCCAUAAUAACUGGCGCGGGUUCUGGAAUUGGUGCAGGUACAGCUGUGAGGUUUGCGCAGUUCGGUGUCUCCGGUCUAUGCCUUUCAGAUUUAAAUGGAGCUGGGUUGCAAGAAGUUCGGAAAAAAUGCAUUGAGCAGUCGGCCGGAAGACUCGAUGAAAGCACAGUCAUUACAGUAAUAGGUGAUAUCACUGAAGAAGAAACUUGUGCCGCUAUUGUUGACCAAACAAAAAAAUCUUUGGAUCGAAUUGACAUUUUGAUCAACAAUGCUGGCAUUGUCGGUGUUGGACUUGUGGAGCAUUCACCAAUUUCUCAGUUCGACUGCUUUAUGAAGACAAACCUACGCUCUGUUGUAGUUCUAACCCAAUUGUGUAUUCCAUAUCUUCGCAGAACGAAAGGAUCAGUUGUGAAUGUCUCUUCAAUAGCCGGAGUUAGAUCCUUUCCGGGACGAUCUAAUUAUUGUAUGUCAAAAGCUGCUUUGAAUAUGUACACAAAUUGCCUGGCUGUAGAACUGGCGCCAGAUGGCGUGCGAGUUAAUGCCGUUAACCCUGGAUUAAUAGAUACACCUAUGAUUGAUAAACACGGAUUAGUCGGCGAGCAGCGCAAGAAAUUUCUAGAAGACAACAAAAAAUGCCACCCAUUGGGAAGAGUCGGCACUGUAGAUGAUGUCGCAGACUCAAUUUGCUUCUUGGCUAGCUCCAGAGCUAGCUUUAUGACUGGAAAUUUGACCUUUAUAGAUGGCGGCCGGAAUUGUCUUUGUCCUCGAUAA